Naegleria lovaniensis is the source of this 1818-nucleotide messenger RNA. RefSeq lists its product as uncharacterized. Bases 1 to 1818 code for a protein of 605 amino acids. Gene Ontology annotation, biological process: cytoskeleton organization. The transcript has a single exon. Gene Ontology annotation, molecular function: actin binding. NCBI's taxonomy places the organism in Eukaryota, Heterolobosea, Eutetramitea, Acrasida, Naegleriidae. The record is from RefSeq and is a predicted model, not a curated record.
AUGAUGGCCAAAACAAACCAUGAUCGAUCCUCAUCUGCACCAUCAUCAUCGUCGUCAUCCACAACACCUCGGAAUUUCACUAAUGAUACAGAAAUUGAUGAUACUCCCAAGUCAUCUCCCAUAUUAGUACAAAAUUCAAUGGGCAAUGAACAUGUCAUUGUUCAAUCACAACAACAACAACAAUUUCAACCAAUCAAAAGCCAACAACCAUCCAAAGUUCGAGAACGAGUCCAACAAUUGAACAAGAAUGCUUCCUCUAAUUCUCACCAAUUACGUACAAGUCGUAGUAUCAAUAGUCGUGACAUUUCACAAAAGAACACAUCAAAUUCUACAUUCAAAUUCUCAUUAUUAAAAACUUCCGAAAACUCAAAACAUCAUCCUGUAUCUUCUCAUCCCAUUCAUCCAACAACCAUUUCCACACAACAACAACACCAGCAAUGGUCACCACAACAUUUGGUCCUUCCUUCUCCUACUUUUCUCAACCAAAAUGAUUCAACAAUUUCUGUCCUUUCAUCAUCAAAUUCACAAAUUCCAAAGAAUAUUCAACAAUCAUCUUCUCACACUCCUAACAAUCGAAAAAAUCGAUCCAAAUCGAAACAACAACUUUUUGAUGAAGUUUUUGAACAAUUAGAGCAAUUAGAUGAAUUAUAUUUUGAUAAUAUGGUUUCUGAGGAUGAACAGAGUGGAGAGGAAUCUGAACAAUCCUCAUCCCUUAAUCAUCAUUCAACACAAAAUGAGAACAAAAUUUCUCCACGUUUUUCAUCUCCAGUCAUUCAAUUUGAAAAUAUGGAAUUGAAUCGUGAAUUUUUAGCAAGACAUGAACGAACACAUAGCUUAAUGUCACGAGAGGAGUAUGAACAAAAAAGAGAAUGGAUUUGUAAACAAUAUAUUGAGGCUUCAUCAUUAUUUACAGAGUAUGAUGAAGAGGAUGAUUCAGCUGAUCAUUUAAUUUAUCCAUUAGAAGAUUUCAAUGAACAAGAUUUGAAAAUUUCACACCAUGGUCAAGAAUCUCCUCAUCAUCAUCAGCAACAACUAUCAACAACAACAACCAAAAUUCAAACCAAUACGAUUACAUCCACUACACCCUUUUCUAAAGAUGGCACAAUAGAAGAAACAUUGAUUGAACAUCCAUGCAAGACCAUCCUUGGACCAAAUUCUUCCACCACAGCAACAACUUCAUCUCAACCAUUCAUGAAUUCAUCUCUUUCACAACCUUCUGCUCCACACUUGACAUCGUCCCAUGCAACAUUUUCAACUCAUUUACCCAAAAUUCAAACUUCACAUUCCAAAGUUGGAAAAAAACUCACAUCCAUUCUUAACAUGCUCAAUGAUGCACAACAUUACUCUUCUCAAGCGAAUAUAAUUCCAUCCUCUUCGAAUACUGUUUCUAACAACAAAUUAUAUUUGAAACGAACGAGUAUUGAAAGUAAUGAAGAAGAUCAUGAUUCGAGUCAUCCUCCUCACAUGUUUUACAACCACCAUUUGAAAGGAAAUAGACAUUCCAUGGCAUCCUCAACCAUGAGUAAUUACACAUCUACAUCAACUACUAGUACUGCCAUGGAUAGGACAAGUGUUGAUGCUUCUUCAGAAUCUGGAAAUAUUAGUCAAACCAGUCAUUAUUAUUUAGAUCCAAUGAUUUACAAAUUUUCAUACUUGGAAUUGAAAGAUAAAUUUCCAAAAGGUGUCAAACAAAAUGAAAAGGAAAAGUAUUUGAGUGACGAAGAGUUUAUUAAGGUUUUUGAAAUGGAUCGAAAGACCUUUGAGGAAUUAAAUAUCAGUAGAAAGAGAAGACUAAAAAUUGAGAAGGGUCUAUUUUAA